This is a messenger RNA of Orycteropus afer afer, 339 nucleotides long. The record is from RefSeq and is a predicted model, not a curated record. Lineage: Eukaryota; Metazoa; Chordata; Mammalia; Tubulidentata; Orycteropodidae.
AUGACCAGGUGGGCUCUGCUGGUGCUGAUGGUCCUGAUGUUGCACAGGGUUCUGGUCAUCCCAGCGACCCCUAUCUCAGCCUUCCAGCUCUCCUCUCACAAUUGUUCCCAGACCACUCCCUGCCCUGUAACCUCAGAGAGGCCCCCAGCCACAACUACAGGCCGCUCAGCUGCCUGGGGCCACUCUAACCCUAGGCCCUGGGCUAGACCAAGCAUUACCCUUUCGCUGGAUGUCCCCCUUGGCCUACUGCAGAUCCUGCUGGAGCAGGCCCGGAUCAGGGCUGCCCGGGAGCAGGCCGCUGCUAACGCCCGCAUCCUAGCCCAUGUUGGCCGCCGCUAA